AUGGAAGCUUUUCACACUCCCAUCAGCAUACCCAUUUCAUUCACUUUUGGAACUAGUGGAGGUAGUAGUAGUGGCGCCCCUACCACCCAUUCCAAUGCUAGUCCUUGGAUGGACUGCAGGAUAUGGUGUAGACUCCCUCAGAGGUUGAUUGAUCGGGUGAUCGCCUUCCUUCCACCACCAGCCUUUUUUCGAGCCCGGUCGGUCUGCAAAAGAUGGUAUGGGCUCUUAUUUUCCCACACCUUUCUUGAAUUAUAUCUGCGAGUAUCACCUCGCCGCCAUGGGUUUCUAUUCUUCAAGCUAAAAAACCCCAAGACCCUUAUCUAUAGGAACAAUGGUGGUGGAAAUGGCAGUGAAAGAGUCAACUAUGAAGGAUACUUUUUUGAUCCUCAGACCAUCACAUGGUACCGUUUUUCUUUCCCAUUGGUUCCACCGGGAUUUUCUCCUGCUUCAUCCUCUGGUGGGUUAGUCUGUUGGAUGUCUGAGGAUUCUGGUUCCAAGGGUCUGAUACUCUGCAACCCACUUGUGGGGUCCUUAACUCCAUUGCCUUCAACACUCAGACCUCGGCUAUUUCCUUCAGUAGGUUUAGCUGUCAGCAACUCAUCCAUCGACAUAGCAGUUGCUGGAGAUGACUUGGUCUCUCCUUAUGCUGUGAAGAACUUGUCCACAGAAAACUUUCAUAUUGAUGGAGAUGGGUUUUAUUCAAUAUGGGGCACAACUUCCUCCCUUCCUAGGCUUUGUAGUCUUGAAUCGGGUCGAAUGGUUUACAUUGAAGGCCAAUUCUACUGCAUGAACUACAGCCCAUUCAGCAUUUUGGCUUACGAUGUCAACACAAACCAUUGGUGUAAGAUUCAAGCUCCAAUGCGUAGAUUUCUUCGUUCACCAAGCUUGGUUGAGAGUGGAGGGAAGCUUAUUCUAGUUGCAGCAGUUGAGAAGAGCAAGCUUAAUGUGCCAAAGAGCCUAAGGCUUUGGUCGUUACAAGCCUGUGGGACAUGGGUAGAGAUUGAGAGAAUGCCACACCAACUUUAUUUUCAAUUUGCAGAGGUUGAAGGCGGACAUGGAUUCGACUGCAUCGGGCACGGGGAGUUCAUCAUCGUUAUGAUUCGACGAUUGGGGAAGGCGUUGCUGUUUGAUUGCUGCAGAAAGAGGUGGCUAUGGAUUCCUCCAUGUCCCUACGUUCAUGGUUCUGGUGGCAAUGGAGAAGGUGGCGAAUUGCAUGGUUUUGCCUAUGAGCCAAGACUUGCUACACCUGUGACUGGACUUCUUGAUCAGUUGACACUUCCCUUUCAGUCAUUUCAUGGAUAG
This is a messenger RNA of Ilex paraguariensis (yerba mate), 1302 nucleotides long. The record is from the annotation of a GenBank genome assembly. NCBI's taxonomy places the organism in Eukaryota, Viridiplantae, Streptophyta, Magnoliopsida, Aquifoliales, Aquifoliaceae.